Messenger RNA from Caenorhabditis auriculariae, 3421 nucleotides. The record is from the annotation of a GenBank genome assembly. NCBI's taxonomy places the organism in Eukaryota, Metazoa, Nematoda, Chromadorea, Rhabditida, Rhabditidae.
AUGGCUGAAAGUGAGCAUGCAAGUGCUAGUACGUUGGACGAGACAUGGUAAUUUACAUUUUCUCAAAAAAUCUGCAAUUUCACUUUCAGGGAUGUUGACAUGAAUGUUUCAUCCACUUUCGAUUCCGGAGUCAGCACUUUGAAAAUCACGGACGACGGAACAACUGAUCCUCUGCGUUGGCCGGUUUGUAUUACUCUCCUCUUUUUUGUUAAAUUCCGAUUUUCAGAAGCUUCUCGGCACCGCCACAAAACCAAAUCCGUUGGAUGACUGGGACCAGUUGUACAAUUUAAACAGCCAAUGUGUUCUUCGUAAUGGUAAUUCUUAUCUAAAUCCACUCAACAAUUUUUUUUCAAAGAUUGCCGGAAAUUGGCCAAGGCACUUGAAAAUAAGCGUUCGGUGCCCGAGUUGGAAUCAUUUCUGACAUUGUACUGCAAAAGACGCAAUUUGGACUACACAAAAGAUAGCGGAUGGGUUGGGGUGAGUCAUUAGAGUUCAGUUACGUGAAAGGAAAAAGUACCAAUUUUCAGAUUUUGGAAAAGAUUUUCCAAUUUGGAUUGCCUGUUUCACAAGAGUUCAACGUUUUCUUCGCGUUGACUACCAAGUACAUCCCACGAGACAUUAAGAAAGGAUCCCAGAUCUACGAUUUGUUCCGUCUGAUCCUUCAAUAUCACGAUCCUGAACUCAGGUGUUUUUUUUUUUUUCAUAUUUUAAUUGAUCAAAAGUUCAGCAAUCACCUUGAUUCGUUGAAAGUCGCCACGUAUGAUUAUGCAAAUGACUGGUUUGGCACUCUUCUUGGUUCACAUAUGAAUACAAACGCUUGUUAUGAGCUCUGGGAUAUUUACAUCGACAAGGUAUUUCUGAAACUUUUUAAAAUUAUCAUUUUUCCAUUUUAGGGUGACCCAUUUUUGAUCUUCCAUUUGUCUCUGGUUUUCAUCAUAAAUGCGCGUGAGAAACUGCUGGAAAUCAAGAAUAAUAAUCGGUAUGUUUCCAUGAGUAGUUCAAAAUGAAUUGAUGAUUUCAGCGAAGCAGCUCUGGAGUUUUUGUCCAACUUGAGCGCUGAGCUCAACGCAGAAGAUGUUUCAGACUUUGUACAACUAGCCGUUCACUAUUCAGAACGCACUCCUGAAUGUAUACGCAAGGUAAUAAUUCAAUCAAUUUUUUCAAUACAAAUCUUUGAUUCUACAGGAGUUCCAUUACCUUCUUUUUGGCGCUAAUUUUGACGAAGAAGCCGGUCAAAUACAGGUUUAUUUUUAGUUGCGUUUUUAAUAGAUAUUUUGUUUAAGGUCAGCAAGAUGCUCUGUUUGCCUGUCCCUGCCGUAGAUCUUACUGCCACGGAGUUUUUGGUAAUUUUUUUUCCUGGCUCUCGAUUUUUUGCUUGAAAUUGCGCUAUGCAGCUCAAACAUCGCGAUGAUUUAAAAAAAUUAAUUUUCUUGUCGACAUAAGAUAAAAAAAGAGUGCCUUAAAAAUCGCGGCAAAUUUUGCGAAAUCAAGGCUCUUCCUCACGCUGAAAAACAUCUUUUUAAAACAAAUUUUUACAAUUUCCCGAAAAUAUAUAACUUCAGCUGUCAACAACAACAAAAGUCAACUUCUUCGUGAUUGAUGCUCGGUCGAAUAAGGCGUUUGACCAUGGUCAUUUCCCAUCUUCUUUCAAUCUUGACUGUUCUUCAGUAUGUUUCUUAGAUCUAUUCUUCCCUUACUAAGUUAUUUUUCAGUUUGUCGAUGAACCGGAAAAGUUUGAAAUUGCUUUGAACAGCUUGGACAACUACAAGAUUAACCGGAGGGCGGAUGACCACAUUCUUUUUAUGGGAUAUGGAGACGACAAUGAAGUUGAUAUCCUACCCGAAUUUUUUGAUUUACCCAAAUUCGCUUCAGGAUCAGUACAUGCACAUGGUUAUUUCACAGUUCAUUCGUAAAAGUCGGCCUCAUGUGGCUUUUGUUCAAGGCGGAUACAAAAGUGAGUUUUUUGUUUUAUUUACAAAAUUAGAAAGCUCAAUUUCUAUUUUCAAAACUGUGCUUGACAGAAUUUUUUGCGAAUAAUCCAGAACUUCGCUUUUCUGAAUUUUUUCGAAGACGCAAUUCUAUACUUAAGGAAGCUAUUAAUUUUUUUUUCCGUGUGGUACACCGGUAUUAAUCCACGAGAUGUAAAAAUAACUUUUUUUUUUCAUUUUCAGAACUUCACGACUGUGCUUCUGAACAAAAACGAUGGGAUGUGCUAUCAAUGCAUUUCCCUGACCAAUGUGAUUAUUGUACGCAUGGAAAACAGCCGGCAGUUGGAUGGGUAUCAUUUCACUUCUUUUUUUUUUUAAGGUUAACAAUUUUCUAGAAUUUCAUGUCGAGAGUCAAGAACGUGGUUGCAUCGACGUCCAGCAAAAUGAAAGAAAAAGUCGAAGAAGUCGUUGCCCCUAUUAUGUCGAUUAAAGAGUCGCAAUCUGCAGACAACAUCCGUCAUGCUGACCCCAGAGAACGUCAUGGGAAAAGGUUUUUCAUGUUUAGAAAGACAACAGACGAUUUAAAACGGCAAAACCAAACUUUGCAAAAGAGGAAAAAAAUGAUUAUAAGAUUUUUGUAUAUGUUUAUUUUGAGUUUAUCCUAACUUUCAAACGUCAUCAAGCCUCAUAAAAUAGCAAUAAGCAUCGCGGAUCUGAUAAGUUUUUGAGGAUUAGAAUAAAAAAACCAUAUAGGUUUCAGCUUCAUCAAAAACUAAAUUAUAAGUGAUUUGUUGAAAUUUUUGAAAUAAGAACAAUUUUAAAUAUAGUUUUCAAACAGAACUGAAGCACAGGUAAAGUUUUGCCUUUUACAUAACCUAAAAAAAUAUCGUUCCUUCGACUUUCAGAUAUCGGCAACAGUCAGUAUUCACUCUCGAUGAUGGUUCAGAUGGAGAUUCUGAGUUCAGCAACGUCAAGGACGAAAAACCAAAGCAAGAAGUGCGUCUUUCCCCACCUAACCGCUGAUCUUUUUUGAAUUCUCAGAUUCUUCUCUCCGCUGAGUUUACGGAGACAUUCGAAUGCCAGGAAGUUUUCCGUGAAGAAACUGUCGGGGCUCAUUUGGCUCUGACUCGAACCCACAUUCACGUACUUCACGAUGUUCCUGGAAAGGUGUGACAACCCACCUGAAGAUCCUCUUACCCCUCUUUUUCAGAAAGGAUACGUCACAACGGAAGCUCGCCACGCGCUUUCUACUGUCAUGUCCGUCACCAGCCGCAAAACUUUACCAGAACUUCUCACAUUCAAAUUUGGAUAUGAGCAUAAUGGCGAACCAAACAUUUCAGCUGUUCACAGGUUUGUAUUGAUCUGCCAACGAAGAAAACAAUUUUAACUCCAGAUUUAUUAUUCCGAAGGCGGGCGAGUGUGCGAAGGCCGUCAAGACCGCGAUUUUUGCCCUUCGACCAAUUUCUGACCUUGACGAUGCUGCUGAAAUUUGA